AUGGCAUAAGUAAAGAAAUCAAAUAAUUAAUAUUUUUUUUUAGUAAUUAUUUAAUAAAUUAAAUAUUAAUUAGAUAGAAUAUUAAAGGAUAUUUGUAAAAAAUAUCAGAUAUACUUUUUAAUUUUUAUCUCAAAAAUGAAUUGGCAGAGCGCUUACAUUAGAUACUAAUUUGAUUAAAUGUCUUCUGAGAUUGAGGAAGAAGAAAAAAUAGAUCAAAAUAAAGUUAACAAGAAACCAUUAUAAUUUAUGACAUAGUGUUUAAAUUCAUUAUAGGACAGCUAGCCAGAUUUGGAAUGCUUUUAAGAUUUAGGUUAACUUGAUUAAAAAGAAAAAGGUGAUUUCAGCAUGAUAUUAGAUUCUAUUAAACAAUAUGUUAAUAACAACGAAUAAAAUUUAGACAGCUCUUCUUAUUAGAAUCAUGAUGAAUCAUUUUAAAUUUUAAGAAAUUUUGGUGAAAUAAGCUAAUAUAAAUAUAUUAAAACAAAAUGGCAAAAAAAGGAAGAAGUCAAAAAAAAUCAGUAGGUACUCGAUGAAGAUUUAAAUUUGGUUAAGAAGGAGAAUGAUCAAUUAAUCUUUAAUUACUGUUUACUGCUUGAAUAAAACCCACAAAAAGAAAGUACUUUAAGCAAAAACUAAAUAUUUUUUUAGGAUAAAAAAUAAUAUUGCGAGUAUAUGAUAGAUAAGCUUAUAUUAGAUUAAAUGAGAAAGAUAAAAAUGGAGUUAAAGAGGUUUUUGUAUGGAAGUUAAAACAAUGAAUCGUAUAGAGACUAAACUUUUGAAAGUAUAAGAGAACUAGAUUAUAAAAUUCUUUUUAUGAAAUUUACUUAGUUUGGAUUUACUGUUAAUAUAGUCACAAAAUAAUAGCAAGGUUUAAAUUCAUAAACCCCAUAGCUUACCAAAGAAAAUUUGAUAAUAUUCCUAAAUAAAAAUAAAAAGAUGCUUUUUACAGGAACUGUUUUAUUCUCAUCUGAGUAUAUUGAUAAGUAACACAAGCAUCCUGAAGCUUUCCAAAAUUUAGAUGAAACUAUUUUCGAAGAAAAUGCGGAUAAAAUAGCUUAAGCAACUGAUAAAUAAGAUGAAGAAAGUAAGAAUGAAAAAAAUAAAAAUUAACAAUCAGACAAAUAAGAGUAUUUUUCGUAAAUAAAACUAAACAUAAACCAAAGUAAUGCAACAGAAGUUCUACAGCAAUUAAUAGAUCCAAAAAAUUUAGUUGUAUUUGAAGUUUAGAAUAAAUGGAAGCCAUUUAAAUGUAAUUUCUUGGCUUUAAAAUACAUGCUUGAUGAUCCUAAUGAUGUCUCAUUCUCAGAUGAAAUAAUUAAAGGAUAAAUUUAAAAUUUAGCCUUUGAAUAGUUUAGGAAAAUCAAAUCGAAGUAUUUUUAGAAUAAUCCAAAUUAUGGUUUUUUUCAAAAUUUAAACAAACAUAUUUAUUUUGAUCGUCUUUUAAAUUUUAUUGAUGAGCUUAAGGACUAAAAUAUGCUUAGCUCAUCUUAAUUAGACUGCUUGAAAUAUGUAUUAACAUAAAAAAUUGCAUUGGUCUAGAGUAUAUAAGGAAAAUAAAAGUGCCAAAUUUAAUUUGAAACAAUUAAAAUAUUAUAUUAAACUUACUCAAAGCAAGAAAAUAAAAAACCGAUAUUGAUUAUCUGCUAAUAAAAUGAAACCUUAAAUUAAUAUUUAGAAUAUUUAUCAAAGUUACAAAACUAUUUGGAUAGCACAAACAAAGAUAAAAAAAAUCAAAAUAAAAUUCAUUUUCUUCGUUUAGGUAACGUUGGUAAGGUAAAUUAUAAUAAGUAUUAAAAGCACUUACUUCCAAAUGAUUUGAGAAAUCCUAUAAGCAAUAAUAAGAUUGAUGACCUGAAUAAAUAGCUGCAACACCAGACUAAGUAUCAUAAAAUGGCAAAUAGAAAACUAGGCUACAAGGAAUUAAACAGUUUCGAAAAAGAAUUUAAUUAGUAAGCAAAUAGUUAACAGUUCUAAAAAAUAUUUUUUUCGGACAAGAUCACAAAUUUAUUGAUUAGUUAAUAUUUCACUGAUUUAAGUGAUGAAUAAAAAUAGAGGAUAAAGGAGGAAAAAAAUUAAAUACUAAAAUUAUGGAUUAAUUUGGAUUUGAAUUCAAACAAUUUAGAAAAUUUAAUAUAAAUUGAGUUGACUAAAGGAUAAAAGAAACUGAUUGACUAUUAUUUGGGGUUAUUGAUCAGCUAAAGAUAAUAAUACAAUAAACUUUAUUAAUCAAAUUAUUAUAGGCAUUCUGAUAUUAAUCCGAUAAUAUUUAAUCUGUAAGAAUAACAGCUAGACAAUUCACCUUAAUCAUUUGCAGAAUUCAUUAAUGGGUUUGAGAGACUUAGUUAAAUUACUUUCUAUCACAUGAUGUCAAUAAAAGAUUACAUUAUUUAUUUCUAUAAAUUUGAAAUUUUCGAAAGCUUUAAAUAUUUGAACUCAAUUUUUAACUCAGAAACAGAAAAUAAUGCUAAAAUACAAACAGUUUAAUAGUUAUAAUAUUUUCGUUAGUAAGAUGUGAUUUUGACGACUGUGAAUUACUCUCAUACAUACUCUCUAGUCUUUAAGAUGUUGCAACCUGAGAUAAUUAUCAUAGACGAGGCAGCUAGCAUUUAGCACGAAUAUUUAAUUGCUAAUGUGCUUUUUUAUUAACCUAAGCAUUUGAUUUAAUUCGGAAAUAAUAUCUAACUGAAUUUGGUAAACAAAGAUUAAGUGCUAAAAGUAAAAAAUUAAACAAUGAAUGCUCAAUUUUGGAGAUUAAUUCGAGUUAAAAUUCCAUUUUACAAAACAAUUUUAAUGCAAUAAGUAAGCUUAGAUUUGUAUUUGUUAGCCAAUUUAAUUAUGGAUGUAGGUUUCGUUGAUGAUGAAGGUGAAAUUCAAAAGAGUUUAUAUAGACUUUAAGAAGAAUUAAAUGACAAUGAACUAUAGAAAAAUUAGAAACUUAGUAUUUAUGUGAAUAAUUUUGAUAUUCAAUAAACUUAUAUCAUAAUAAGAGAAUCCGAUUCUGUUUUUAUCGUUUGUAAUAAGCAAAGAACCGAUUUUAGAUUCUUUAAUUAACUAGAAUUAUUGGCAUAGAUAACAUUUUAAUUCCAUUAAUCUGUGAUUAAAAAUAAUAUAAAGCAUGUUAAACUUUAAUUAAACCCAUUUCAUUAUUUUUUAGAUUACGAUAAAAUAGACGAGAAUGACCUAAAAAUCACUCUCAACGAUUAAGAAAUUUUAGUUGAGAAUUCCCUAAAUAAACAUCAAAAAUUUAUAUAGGAAAGUACUGAACAUUAAAGGAGCUUAGAUAUUUCAAAUCAACAAACUAUAUCUACUUGUUUUUCUACUAGUUAGAUAUUGGAAAAUUAAGCCUAGCAAAUUUAAUUAAAUUCAGAUAAAAUUAAAUAAAAUAUGUUGAAUGUUGAAAGUUAUAAUUCAAAUAAUAAUCCAUAAAAAAGCUAACAAACUUAAUAAGGAAGAAAAUAUAAAAUAGUUUAUGAGAGAAAAUCAAACAACAUUAAUGAGAGAAAAUAAAACAACAUUGAUGAGAGAAAAUCAAACAACAUGUAUGAUAUCUUAAAUUAAUCUUAAAUUCUAGAAGAAAAAUAUGAAAAAUAACAAGUUUUCAAUAAAGCUAUAAAAAAUAUUAAUUUGAUCAUCUCACAAGAAUAAACUGAUUUACAUAAAAUUUUGAUAAAGAUAGAAAAAUACUUGAGAUAGUUGAUAAAUUAUAUAGAUGAUGCUGAAAAAAUAGAUUACUAUGAAGAAAGAAUGGAUUAUGUUAUCCUCAUGUUGAUACAUAAUUAUCCUGACAUAGAUUUAUUUUAUUAAAAUUUAAAAGGCUCUGUUGAUUAAAAUGAUUAAUUUUAAUUAAAAUCGUUGAUAAUCUUGUAAUAAGACAUUUUAAUAAAGCAAUUAAAGUUUAGAAUGUAAGCAUAACAAAAUAAUUAAGAGAAUGAUAAACAAAAUCAAAUUUCAGAUUAAAAAUAAAUCUAAUAAAUAACCAAUUUAAUUAAUUUGCUGAGAAAAAGAAUAUUUAAAAAUAACUAAAGGCUAAUUGAAGUACUAGAUUUGAUAAAGGAUUACUCAAGCUAAAUCCUAGACUUAGAGUGGAUUUUAAUUUAGAUUUUGUUCAAAGAGACAUAAAGCUUAUAAAAUAAUGAUGUUUAAUUGAUUGGCUAAAUUAAUAGCAAAAUUAAGAACUUUAAGUUCAAGGUAGCGUCCCAAAAGAGCAACACAAGUUUUUCUGAAUUUUAAUUCUAGUUUUUUAAGGAAAAUGAUGAAGAAAUUUAAUUGUAGAAAGUUCAAGAACUCAAUAAAAUUCUGAUUAACACACUGCAACAAUAAUAUAAAAAUUACAUCAUCAUUUUGGCCAAAACUCAAAACAGCUGGGUUCUAAAAAAAAUUUAAAUUUAAAAAGAUUUCACAUAAAAAUUCGAAGAAUAAUGUUCAAAUAUUUUUAUAUUUGUAAAAUAGAAAUUAUAAAAUCAGAAAAACAACAUGACGACACAGCAAAUUAAUAAAUAAAAUAGUAUAAAACCUAACUUGAGGUCAAAAUUGUUGAAUUCUUUAAAAACAAUCUCUUAUAUCUAUAAUUCGUGA
Tetrahymena thermophila SB210 is the source of this 4575-nucleotide messenger RNA. RefSeq lists its product as hypothetical. The record is from RefSeq and is a predicted model, not a curated record. NCBI's taxonomy places the organism in Eukaryota, Ciliophora, Oligohymenophorea, Hymenostomatida, Tetrahymenidae. The transcript has 8 exons.